AUGGCUAAAACCAGACCGGGAGGCCUUAUCUCCAAGCCUAAAACAGGCAAGAGGGACCUUGACUCCUACACUAUUCGUGGCACUACCAAAGUUGUUAGAGUGGGGGAUUGUGUAUUGAUGAGACCAUCUGAUACUGGUAGGCCUUCAUACGUGGCAAGAAUUGAGGGGAUCGAGGCUGACAGCAGAAACAACGUGAAGGUUAGAGUGAGAUGGUACUAUAGGCCAGAAGAGUCUUUAGGAGGGCGCAGGCAGUUUCAUGGAGCUAAAGAGUUGUUCUUAUCAGAUCAUUAUGAUGUGCAAAGUGCUCACACUAUUGAAGGGAAGUGUAUAGUUCACUCUUUUAAGAACUAUACUAAGCUUGAGAACGUUGGAGCUGAGGAUUAUUAUUGUAGGUUUGAGUAUAAGGCUGCUACUGGAGGUUUCACACCAGACCGUGUUGCUGUGUAUUGCAAAUGUGAGAUGCCUUAUAACCCAGAUGAUCUCAUGGUGCAAUGUGAGGGUUGCAAGGACUGGUAUCAUCCUGCUUGUGUGGACAUGACAAUUGAAGAGGCAAAAAAAUUGGAUCACUUUGUGUGUUCUGAAUGUGCAUCUGAUGAUGAUGUCAAAAGAUCACAAAAUGGAUUCUCAGCAUCAUCAGUAGCUGAUGUCAAGGUAGAAAACAAGCGCCGGAAGAGAUGA
This is a messenger RNA of Dovyalis caffra, 678 nucleotides long. NCBI's taxonomy places the organism in Eukaryota, Viridiplantae, Streptophyta, Magnoliopsida, Malpighiales, Salicaceae. The record is from the annotation of a GenBank genome assembly.